Molecule: messenger RNA, 865 nt
Organism: Fundulus heteroclitus (mummichog)
Lineage: Eukaryota; Metazoa; Chordata; Actinopteri; Cyprinodontiformes; Fundulidae
Gene: pfdn2
Product: prefoldin subunit 2
Exons: 4
Coding region: 49-540 (163 amino acids)
Biological process (GO): protein folding
Cellular component (GO): cytoplasm; prefoldin complex
Molecular function (GO): protein folding chaperone
Source: RefSeq, a predicted model, not a curated record
UGCAUAUGAAGCUGGGGGGGGGGUCCUACUCGGGAACACCCUUCCAAGAUGGCAGCCAACAGUAGCAGCACGGGUAACAAGUCCAGCAGCGGCGGCGGCGCCGCAGGGAAGCAGUCCGGCCCGUCGGCUGAACAGGUGGUGGCAACAUUUCAGAGGAUGCGUCAGGAACAGCGCAACAUGGCGUCUAAAGCCGCAGAGCUGGAGAUGGACAUCAACGAGCACAGUUUAGUAAUUGAAACUCUAAAGGAAGUGGAUCCUUCGAGGAAAUGCUUCCGUCUAAUAGGAGGAGUGUUGGUGGAGAGGACGGUGAAGGAAGUUCUACCUGCACUGGAAAGCAACAAAACAGGGAUUUCCGAAAUAGUCGAGAGCAUCAACACGCAGAUGCAGGCGAAAGGACGGGAGCUGACAGAGUACAGAGAACGCUACAACAUCCGUCUGGUUGGAGAGGGCGAAGGAGAGGCCCAGGGCCAGCCUGCAGCGUCGUCCAGUAACAGCGAGGGAGGCGCAUCUAAAAGCGGAGCCGGCGUUUUAGUGUCAUAGCUUGUUAGGACGGACAGUGACAGCAGAGCCUUCUGAUCUCUGCAUCGCCAAAAGAGAAAAGAAAUAAAUGGGAAAAAAAAAAAAAACCUCGGUUGGAAAAUCUGAACUCUUCACAGGAUAACUUUGGAUUGAACGAUUUACUGUAAUCUGCAAAAUAUGAUACACUUGUUUUUUCACAUCAGGUUCAAGCAAAUGUACUCCCGAUUCUCUAUGUUUGGUUAAGUGGUCAUGUUUGUCCUGAUCUGAGGUCUGCUUUCAUUGAUCUUUUUUUUUCUAAAAUACUGUCAUCAACAAUUCAAUUAAACACAUACCUUCUUUAUUUUAA